AUGAAAGGGGGUAUUCAAGUAUCUGAUGAAUUAUUGGGAACAUUUGCGCCAAUAGUGGUGUACUGGAUAUAUUCUGGGAUAUAUGUGUUGCUUGGAUCAUUGGAUAAUUACAGGCUGCAUACUAGGAAAGAUGAAGAUGAGAAGAAUUUGAUACCCAAAAAGGACGUUGUCAAAGGGGUUCUUCUCCAGCAGGCUGUUCAGGCCAUUGUUGCGAGCCUUCUCUUUGCAGUUACAGGAAGUGAUAAUGAAGCUGCACAAGGUCAACAAGCUUCCCUUAUUGUUCUUGCUAGACAACUUUUUGUUGCAAUGGUGGUAUUAGAUACUUGGCAAUAUUUUAUGCACCGAUACAUGCAUCACAACAAGUUCUUGUACCGACAUAUACAUUCUCAGCAUCACCGUCUUGUCGUGCCAUAUGCUUUUGGAGCUUUGUACAACCAUCCCUUGGAAGGUCUGAUUCUCGACACGGUUGGUGGUGCUUUAGCUUUCCUACUAUCAGGCAUGUCUCCCCGUGCUUCCAUAUUCUUUUUCUCCUUUGCCACCAUCAAAACAGUUGACGAUCAUUGUGGGCUAUGGCUACCUGGAAACCUUUUCCAUAUCUUCUUCGGAAAUAAUUCUGCAUAUCAUGAUAUUCACCACCAGCUCUACGGCACCAAAUAUAACUUUUCCCAGCCAUUCUUUGUGACUUGGGAUAGGAUUCUUGGUACUUACAUGCCGUAUUCCCUUGAGAAAAGAACUGGCGGUGGUUUUGAAGCACGCCCUGCUAAAGAAUGCAAGGAAAACUGA
Fraxinus pennsylvanica is the source of this 783-nucleotide messenger RNA. Lineage: Eukaryota; Viridiplantae; Streptophyta; Magnoliopsida; Lamiales; Oleaceae. The record is from the annotation of a GenBank genome assembly.